Effrenium voratum is the source of this 396-nucleotide messenger RNA. Lineage: Eukaryota; Dinophyceae; Suessiales; Symbiodiniaceae. The record is from the annotation of a GenBank genome assembly.
AUGGAAGUUCCGGUGCUUUUGGCUGCCGCCAAAUCGCUGCUGGUGACGGCCUUUGCCGACCUGGGCAACGCGCACGAUCUGGCCGGCAAGUGCUUCGAAUCUGGCCAAGGAGGCCUCACAGCGCAGCAGGGUCAGCUGGUGGUGUGGGAUCCCGACGCCCCAUGCCCCCAGGGCCAGUCGUACAUCCAUGCGGCUCCUGGAAGCUCCUUUGCGCCCAUGACCGCAGGGGCUGGAGCCAAGGAGCACACGUACCAUGCAGCAGAGGUGAAGGACGCGCCCAGCUACGCAGCACAAGUGGGCAAGUGCCACGCAACUCCCACGCCUGUGGGCAAGGAGCUCACAUGGCAGGUGGCAGACGCAUUGAGGGGGGGCAAGUGCCGAGCAAGUUUCCUUUGA